ACUAACCAUAACACUAUUUCCAAGCAUAGUGCUGCCUACCUUGGUAGCAUUUUAGGGAUCAUUGCCGCAAGAAAUGACCAAAAAAUAUUUUGUAGUCGCUAAACAAAUUGAUCUUCUGAAGGCUGGUCUUCAGCGAGCUCGAGCUGCACAUCAAAUCCAAACGAAUCGAUUAUUUACUAAACCUCUUUGUCAAGUGCAUUACCAAAGUAUACCAAAAGAAUCGUUUUGCAAGUCAAUCAAUGCAAAUGACAGGUGUUUUAAUAGUUUAUUUGAGUGCAUUAUACUUACUAGAUUAUACUAUAGAUAUGCUUAUGCAUGCUACAAGAGGUGCCUCAGUUAUUGAUAGCACUGAUUCAUAACUGAAGAGAGAAAGUCAUAUGGGUUUGGAAGAAAAUGAGAAUGAAUAAAUGAUGAGGGUGAACUAUUCCUUUAAAAAACAUGAUAAUGUGCUUAAUGUGUUGGUUGUGUUAUUGGCAGGUACAGUUAACAUCAGCAAUGAUUUCAGUACCCAUCACAGCAUCACGUUUCACUCUGCUGCAGGUUGACUCUGAUUCGGACAGUGAUUCAGAUGCAGGAUAGCCAAAGGCUGGUCAUGGAGCAGGGAAGCCCUGCUCUGGGAAAUCUCCCAGUGGGAAGAGCAACCAAAACAACGACAAGAAGAAAGCGAAGAAGAAAGAGAAGAAGAGACGAAAGAAGGAACAACAGCAAAGUGAAGCCAAUGAGCUCCGGAGUUUGGCCUUUAAGAAGAUCCCUCAGAAGUCUACAACACCCCCCUCCACGCUUACGCUGCAGGAUUUAGCAAAUGAUCUGCUGAACCCAGCGGCUGUCCAUCCUAAGUCAACACCACAGGAGAACUGGCAGGAGUGGAAACAGAGAGAUGAACAGCUGACCAGUGAAUUGUACGAGGCAGACCUGGAGAAGGCCUUGAUGCUGAGUAAACUGGAAUUAGAACAAAAGGAUGUUGAAAAAACAGAGACGACGUCACCAAAGGCCAAGACAGGAGGGAAAAAAGACAGGAAAAAGAAUCAGCUGGGGAAGGACAAACGAGUGACCGUGUCUCUCAAAGACUUCCAGCAGGAGGGCACUAUGGAUCAGCAGAAGAGGCCUGACAGAGAGGUGUGUCUUCAUUGGCUUCUAUCGUUCAUUGUUCGGGUGACAAGAGCGCAAGAUGACAGUGUCUGUUGUGUUCUUCACAUUGCAAUGGCAGGAAAAACAAAAGCCAAGAAGCCGGUAAGAUAUAAGGAAGUGAAGGCCAGAAAUGCUCAGCUGCUUAAAAUGCUGCAGCAGGGAGAGAUGAAGGACAAAGCUGAGAUUCUACUGCAGGUGGAGGAGCUCCUGAAUAUGAAAGAGGAGUUGUCCUCACAGGUGGCAUAACUGCAUGCGGCUCUUGAACAGGAGAGGUCAAAGGUGAAAGGCUUACAGUCAGAACAACCAAAACAUCAGGGGAACCGAAAGGGGAAGAAAGCGUCAGACGGGGAUUUAUGA
Molecule: messenger RNA, 1485 nt
Organism: Xyrauchen texanus (razorback sucker)
Lineage: Eukaryota; Metazoa; Chordata; Actinopteri; Cypriniformes; Catostomidae
Gene: gkap1
Product: G kinase anchoring protein 1
Exons: 9
Biological process (GO): signal transduction
Cellular component (GO): Golgi apparatus
Source: RefSeq, a predicted model, not a curated record